UCCUCCAUAAAUACGGCGCGCGGUCAGCGCGGUGUCAACCCGAGCUUCACUCCGGAGGGCCGAGCGCGAGGACGAGCGGAGGAUUAUUACUGGGUUUCCUGCUCCGGCACCGCGCUAUAGACAACGGCACACGCACCCAAGGAGCAAACUUUUAACUUGCUAAAAAUAUUUGGUCAUAACGGAUGGCGCGUUUGCUCCCAGACCGGACCGCCGGCAUGACUCUGAACAAGGGGGACAAGCUGAGGAACAUGGACAAGCGGAGAGGGAGCAUGCCCUUCCCCGUGCAGCUGACGAACCUGCACCGGAGGAGCAUGCCCGUGGACGACCGAGACCUGCGCGCCGCCACGCCGCCGUGCCAAACGGACGGCCUGUCCAACCUGCUGCACUGCACCUCCUACUCCGUGGGCGAGCCGCGGAGGGACGGCUGCGUGUCGGACUCCUCCGACUCCGUCAUCUCGUCCGGCAGCGACGCGGACGGCCAGGUGUACAAGGUGGUGCUGCUGGGGGAGCACGGCGUGGGCAAGUCCAGCCUGGCGCGCAUUUUCGGGGGAGUCGAGGAUGCUCACGACUGCGACGAUGCAGGAAACACAUAUGACAGAACUAUUUCGGUGGAUGAAGAGGAGGCGUCCAUUUUACUGUACGACAUCUGGGAACAGGAUAACAGCCAGUGGCUGAAGGAGCAGUGCAUGAGGAUGGGAGACGCCUACAUCAUCGUCUACUCGGUCACGGACAAAUCGAGCUUCGAGAAGGCGUCGGAGCUGCGUAUACAGCUGCGCCGGGCGAGGCAGUCGGAGAAUAUUCCCAUAAUCCUGGUGGGCAACAAGAGCGACUUGGUGCGAUCCAGAGAGGUGUCUGUUGAUGAGGGCAGCGCCUGCGCCGUGGUCUUCGACUGCAAGUUCAUCGAGACCUCCGCCUCCCUCCACCACAACGUCCAGGACCUGUUCGAGGGCAUCGUCCGGCAGAUCCGGCUGAGGAGAGACAGCAAGGAGGAGAACGCGCGCCGCAUGGCCAACUGCAAGCGCCGCGAGAGCAUCGGCAAGAAAGCCAAGCGCUUCCUGGGUCGCAUGGUCGCGCGCAAGAACAAGAAGAUGGCCUUCCGGCAGAAGUCCAAGUCCUGCCACGACCUGUCGGUUCUCUGAGGAGGAGGAGGAGGAGGAGGAGGACGGCGAAAGCGGAAGGACUCCCCGUUCUUUCCUUUGGCCUCUGAAGACCAGAAGCUGUGUGUGUUUUAACACUAACCCUAAAAGAGACUUAUAGAGAUGUACAGAAAUGCAAUAUAUUUUUUAUUUUUUAGAAGCCAAACGACAGAGGAUCCAGUUAGUGCAGCGUGGCUGGUCUUGUUCCGGUCAUGUCGCGGUGACGGUGAUCAUGUGCAUGACGCUUUUCAGAGUAAAACAUUUCGUUUUUUUUAAAAAAAAAAAAAAACUAUUUUACUUGUCUGCCUUAAACUCGUGGCUGUCGUUACACGUGAAGUAUGCAUGGUGACUCCCCCAUUUACUGAGUUGUAAAUACCGCCUCGCCGCCGGGUUAUCUCUCUGCUCCUCUCUGGGGGGGCGUCUGUGUACAUAUAAGGAGGCCCGGGGGGGGGAUGCUGAAUGACCCCCCCCCCCCCCACACACACACACACACACAUCUCACCGUCCGGAGAAGCACCACGAAGGGAUCUCGUAAUUUGGGGGGGGAGGGGGGUCUUCUGGAGUCACGUUUACUUGAAAUGCAGUACGCAGGUUCGUACUCAGGCCAGGACGCCAAAGGACUAGCCCGCGGACCGGAAGUAGGGGGUCUCUUAUUCUGUGCUGUUCCUUUACAUUCAGCCAAGGUUGUGAAUGAGCGAGUAAAAGCAAUAAAUGAUGUUGAUCUUUUGACGUUUGUUAUUUUUGAUUUUUUUUUGUUAUUGUUGUUUACAUAUGACCCCCCCCCUAUGCUCCCCCCCAUGUUUUUUUUCCAAUAAAACAUCCAAUCA
Molecule: messenger RNA, 1963 nt
Organism: Lampris incognitus (smalleye Pacific opah)
Lineage: Eukaryota; Metazoa; Chordata; Actinopteri; Lampriformes; Lampridae
Gene: rrad
Product: Ras-related associated with diabetes
Exons: 5
Coding region: 183-1139 (318 amino acids)
Biological process (GO): negative regulation of high voltage-gated calcium channel activity
Cellular component (GO): plasma membrane
Molecular function (GO): GTP binding; GTPase activity; calcium channel regulator activity
Source: RefSeq, a predicted model, not a curated record